AGCGUCCAUAACGCGGUAUUUUCCAUUUAGGAGGAGAGCGAGUACCAUCGUUUGUUGUGGUUCUGUCUGCUCAGCCUUGUUUGUUGUAUCUUCAACGUUGUUCUUGUGUGACUGGUGCUUCUUUUUGUUUUGGUGUGUGUCAUUCUCGUGCACCGAAGUCUCGUAACUGUCGUUGCGUGCGAGCGUGGCGCACAACAGAGUCGCUCCUCUCUUUCUUUCUUUCUUCAUAGUCACUGUUAUUUUUGGCUUUCUUCGCAGUACUGCGCUCCUCCACACGACAAGAUCCCAUAGAGUCACACUUACGCGAGCACAGAGAUUGACUCUGGGUCUGCCACACAUUUGGGUAAACCGUUUACCCUGACACACAGUGCUCCUACGCACACGAGAACCUUCUUCAUCUGUCGAAUCAAGAACCGCAGCCCGCUGCUCUCCUCUGCGUCCGGUCCUUUCCCCCCUUUCUUGUUGUACUUCUUCACUUGUUGGAGUGCGUAGUUGACGCUCAGCACCACAAAUUCCAAAAAUAAUCGGUUUCUUCUUCUCUCUUUCUUUCACUUUCUGUUUCAUUUCUGUUUCUUCUUCUUCUUCCCAUUCUCUUUGGCGCUAUCUUUCUUGUGGUGAGUUUUCCCCUUUCUCUAAAAGUAAAAGAAAAAUUAAAAGGCCUCCAUUACGUGUGUUCGUGUAUCGUUGGACAUAAACGCAUAUUUUCCGUUUCUGGAUUGGGCAUGUAACGCGAAGAGAAGCGACGACAGUUCGUGCAUCACCCUUUGUUAUUUAUGUAUUUAUCACAAAUCCCGCACUAUAUACAUUUUUGUUUUCCUCAGUGUGUCUUCGACAAGAGUUGCUUUUCGCAGACACAAGAAAUAACAACAGGCGAGGGUCCAACGCACGCUUCUCAUCGUCUGCACACGCGGCUAUGAGCGUCUCGGCGGAUGUGCUGCCGUCACCCGUCGUCAUGGAACCGCCAUCGUACACCGCUGACGGGUUCGUCGCUGUUACCUCACCACAUACCCCUCCCAGCGCCCCGCCAAACUCCGCCAACCACAGACUUGUACGGCCACUGCUGCGACAGCGUAAGAACACUCUCCAGCAGGCGAGCCACGGCCUGAGUGGACAACGUGCCUCUCCACCGGCAAAACCUUCACUGGUGUCUUCGAGGUACCCGGAGGAAAAGCAGGAGGAAGGCAGCGGCACGGCCGAAGAACGUGGUAGCACCGAACCAGCAGAUAACGAGUCGAAGAGCCCUGCGCUCGCUGCGUCCACUACCACCACUACUACUAGCAGCACAAAGGCACCGUUUGCGGCGGCCACGUGUUACCAAACAGAGUCGGACGGCGACGACGUCCGCACGGAGCUGUCCACACUCUCGGCUGUCCAUUACCCUCCUAUUCACUCAUCCGCCGCGGCCAACGCGAACAUCAGCGCCACUCAGCCGCGCGUACAACGCCCCAGAUCCUCCCGUCCUGGCCCGCUCCUUUUACCCCGCACUGACGCCACCCUGUCACUGGCGUCCUACCCUUCGAACCUGUCGUGCAGUGUACCGGUGAACAACAGCGCCUCCAGCAGCCUUGCGGGUAUCUCUUCCCUGUCUAAGCAGGGGAAUCCCACGGAGGGUGCUUGUUCUGCCGGGCCGAAGCUGUCCUCUCCGUCCACCGCCUUAUCUGGUAAUGGGGAACGAGUGGGCUUGAACGGUAGACCAGCGCCGCCGCUGCUGCGCUCCUCGCUGUUCACCCCCACGCUGAACGACGACGCCCGGCCGUCUUCUGCCUUGUUGACCACCUACCAAGUGCAGCUCAACGGCCCGGUCAGCGUCUCACCGCAGCUGCAUGCUGGCCCUACCCCACCGCACAUCUCGAGCAGCACGGCGAGCGUGACGAGCGGAGGGGCUACCCCCCUCAGCGGCAGCCGCAGCAGCGCUCGACCGUCGUUUACGCGCACGUUGCUCCCGACCUCCGCCGUGAGCCCCACCGAGGUGCCCAGCCCACACGCUCAAGCCAAUGGAGGUCCUGCGGUGCUGCAGCGAAACGGAAGCAGCAGCGCCAUCCAAGUGGUGAAUGGGCGCGUGCUGGCGUCGCCGCGUGUGGCGCAGCGGCCGCCGCUGAGCGCGCGUCGUAUCACGUUCGAUCGAAGUGCUUCAACCGUGUACUCCAACGACGGCCCUACCUCAGCGUCUGCCUCGAGGAAAGGAGCAGAGAGCGGGGGCGUGAAGGGAGGGCUGGAGGAGAGCUGUGGUGCCGGUGAUCGCGUGGAGCCGAUGCUGACAAAGGAAAUGCGCAAGUUUGUGCUCGGUCAGUACCGCUCCCUGCAGCGCGACGUGCGCACCUUGGCGACGGCGACCGAGCAGGCCGACGCGCCGGCCCAGACGGACGUGUCCGCGACAGACUUUGUCCACAUUAAGCGGAGCACCUGUCCGCGGCACUCCAAGACGGCGGUGCGUGCCGCGCAGAAGAAGCAGGAGGAGGAGCGUCUUCGCGCACUGCAGCAGCGGCACCACGACAUGGAGAUUAUCCGCAACGGCGGCCGCGAGCAGGUCAGCGCAAACAUGAAGAGCAGCGCGGUGCUGGCAGGGUCGCUCUCGAAGCUGCGCUCGCGCCACAAGUCGAACACCCAGGCAGGCAGUGUAAAUCGUAUGAGCAACUCGCUGGACUGCACGAUCAGUGCCGCCUUUGAAGCGCAGGCUUCACCGUUUGGCUCACCGGAUGAGGUGAACGGAACGGCGUUGUACGGCGCAAGCUCGUAUUCCAGCUCCUCCCACGAGAAGCUGACCCAGGGGGGUAGUGAGGCAGCAGGUGUAAAAGGACGAGGAGAAAUGGACGCCACCCCGGAGGACAAAACCGCAUCAGCAACCGCCGCCACUACAGAAGGGGGAGAGGCGUGGCACUCGUCGAAGUUUUUUUUGCCGGCCCGCACAACAUCGGCAUUUGCUCCCGCGGCGGAGCAAGAGCGUCGCAACAGCCGUACAGUAAACAAAAACGGCAUGAAGGGCGAGGCCAUCGUGGUGGCGGUGGUGCCCGACAGCGACGAGGACGAGGAGUCGGAAGAGGAAGCAGGAAAGCGGGGCACCCAGCUAAGAAGAACAAAGGGCGAUACGGAGGUGCAUCGACCCAGCUCUCUCAGCAUGUCGGCGCCCUCCUCCGACCUCAAAGACCUGACCGUGUCUGUCACGACCGCAAGUGCGGCCAAACGGGCGGGGGAGCGCCUCCCUACGAAGAGCAGCUCGCACCCACCACAGCAGCGCAGCACGAAGCCUUGUUCCUCGUCGUUGCUCCUAAGCAACACCCACGGUGACAGCGACGACAGCGGCAGCAAUGGCGACGACGAUGACGCGUACUUUUCUUUUAACAAGCAGCGCAGUCAGCGCCUACGCAGUACACCUUCCUUGUCCUCCACGCAACCACUGGAUCAACAGAACCUGUCGAUUACGCAGCCCUCGACGCCGCCCAGAGCAAGCGCGCUCUCGCCUGAUCGUGUAGGCCACCGCCGCGAGCACAUGCCACGCCGCACGAGAAGGUCCUCCUCAGACAUGAGCGCCGCGGACGACGACGACGGAAGCAACGAAAACGCGUGCUGCUUUUGCUGUCCCUGCAGACGGCCGGAGAAUUUCUUUGUGCUGUGCCGCGCGAGCCGGGAGGGCGGAUCGUUUGGCGUGGCGCGCGACGCGCACGAACCUCUGCAGCGCCGUCACCCGUCUUCUCCUGCGCUCCCGCACACUGAAAACGAGAGGUCGCGGCACGAGGCAACCAAACCUGCUCCAACCACAGCGACACAACCUAGCAACGGCAAAGGAGACGUUAACACAAGUGCGGACAGUCACGUUCUGUUUGAGGAUUUAGAGGACGCCAGCGAUGAUGACGAACCUUUGCUGUCCAUGCAAAGCUUUCGUCGCACGAGCAUUCAGCGUGUCCGUUAG
Leptomonas pyrrhocoris is the source of this 3907-nucleotide messenger RNA. RefSeq lists its product as hypothetical. The coding region runs from base 914 to 3907 and encodes 997 amino acids. Lineage: Eukaryota; Euglenozoa; Kinetoplastea; Trypanosomatida; Trypanosomatidae. The transcript has a single exon. The record is from RefSeq and is a predicted model, not a curated record.